Drosophila guanche is the source of this 3579-nucleotide messenger RNA. RefSeq lists its product as uncharacterized. Gene Ontology annotation, biological process: regulation of transcription by RNA polymerase II. The coding region runs from base 112 to 2943 and encodes 943 amino acids. The record is from RefSeq and is a predicted model, not a curated record. The transcript is spliced from 2 exons. Gene Ontology annotation, molecular function: RNA polymerase II cis-regulatory region sequence-specific DNA binding; DNA-binding transcription factor activity; zinc ion binding. Gene Ontology annotation, cellular component: nucleus. NCBI's taxonomy places the organism in Eukaryota, Metazoa, Arthropoda, Insecta, Diptera, Drosophilidae.
UGCAAGCGCCCAUCGCUAAAUUAAAAAAAAGCAACAGCAGAGGUGUUUUGUUUGGAACUGCGUUUUUGUGUAAAAUUGCGUUCAGCAACUAAUUGUUGCUAUAAUAAGCAAAUGGCAACCAACCUGGAGUCGCGAGUGGUGGAUCUCGACUUGGCCUGUCUAAUCUGCUUGAACGAGGAGCCCGGCCACAGCUCCAUAUACAGCCAUGACUUGGAGCCGCCGCACACCUUGAUUGCGGACAAGAUUCGCUCUUGCACCACCCUGAAACUGGAGAGUUUGCAAAUGCAGCGCUGGCCUGACAAGAUUUGCGACCAGUGUCAUGGCGAACUAACUGUCGCCUACCGCUUUUAUGAAAAGUGCGUGCUGAUCGAAAAGCUAUUCCUCACUGCGACAAACAGCUCGCAAACCGUCGAUGCAGACGAAUUGGCCAGGAACCAGCAGCUGAAGCUGUAUCUGGAACAGCACCACGUCAAGCUUCCGCCAAGUUUAAAAAUUAAACGCGUUGACGUGGAUGCAGAGACUCCUCUUGCCAGUCGUACGAUAGGUCCAGCUUCAGCGGUACGGGGAAAUGCAGGUGCCGGUGCAAGUGCCAGUGCGACAUCCGCAACGGCGUAUGGCCCAACAGCGAAUCUGCCAGUGAUCAAGGUGGAGUAUUGUCAGGAAGGUGAGGAGAACACAGACUCCAUGCCCCAGAUACCAGAUGCAUCUAGAUCAAUGGUCAUGUCCCUAGACACCCUCAUCGAAACGGUGCCCAUGAAGGAGCAGCCGGGGGAUACAUCCGAUCAGGAGGGUGGAAAAAUGAUCAUCCCAAGUCAUUGGGAUUACGACAAUGCCCCAGAACAUUUCUAUGAAAUUACAAUGGAAGAGACGGUGGUGGAACAGACACCGGUGUCGCCUCCUCCUCCACCAGCACCACCACCGCCGCCAUCUCGGGCUUUCAACACGAUCCAACGAUCUAAUAUAAACAAAGUAAGAAGGCGCACAGUCAACCGGGGCGUGCGCCAAAGAUCUGCACCCACAGCUACUAUCAGUACGCCCUCAACACGCACUUUGGAACUGCGUCUUUGUGUAAAAUUGCGUUCAGCAACUAAUUGUUGCUAUAAUAAGCCAAUGGCAAACAACCUGCCGUCACGUGUGGUGAAUCUGGACGUGGCCUGCCUGAUCUGCCUGAAUGAGGAGACCGGCCACAGCUCCAUUUACAUCCAUGACUUGGAGCCGCCGCACACCCUGAUUGCGGACAAGAUCCGCUAUUGCACUAACCUGCAAUUGGAGAAUCUCAAAUUGCAGCGCUGGCCGGACAAGAUCUGCGAGCAGUGCCACAGUGAGCUGACCGUCGCCUACCGCUUCUAUGAGAAGUGUGUGCUGAUCGAAAAGCUAUUCCUCAGUGCGACGAACAGUGGUCCUAUCGCCGACGUUGAUGAAUUGGCUAAGAAUCAGCAGCUGAAACUUGAUUUGGAGCAGCAACAUGUCAAGCUGCCAUCCAGUUUGAAAAUCAAACGCGUUGAAGUUGAUUCAGCCAUUCCUCCUGCAAGUCGCACGGUGGUGGGAGCAGUCUCGGCAGCGCCCAGGGCAGUUGCAGUACCAACUACAGGGUCUGUUUCGACAUUAAACACAGCAGCUGUAACUGUAGCUGCAGCGACCAAAACGGCUGGUCCGAAUCUUCCCAUCACCAAAAUGGUGUACUUUCAGGGGGACGGGGAGGACUCAGACUCACUGGGCCUGUUGCCAGAUGCCUCCGAUUCACUGGUCAUGUCGCUGGACACCCUCAUGGAGACGGUGCCAAUGAAGGAGCAGACAUUAGACGCAGUUUCGUCGGAUGAGGAACAUAAAAAGAUGAUCGUCCCACAACCCUGGGACGAGGACCCCCCGACCCCAGAACAUGCUUAUGAAAUCGAAACGCCGCUAUCUAAGGAGACUCAGGAUGAGCUACCGCCACCGCCUCCGCCACCAGCUCCGCGGACAUCACGCGCCCUCAACACGAUCCAACGAUGCAAUAUAAGCAAACGCACAUACAAACGUGUCACACCCAUCUUUAAGAGGGAGGUCGACAACGAUGAUGACUACGUGCUGUUCGAUAGCCAACAGAUAGUCAUUCCGGAGUCGAGUCUCCAUGCGGAGCGUGCGCGCAAGAUCUGUCAUGUGUGCGGGAACACCUACAAGUAUCAGCAUGCCCUAAACGCACACAUGCGGCGCCAUAACAACGAGCGUCCCUAUCCGUGCGAGGUCUGCCAGAAGGCCUUCAUAUCGAACGUGGAGCUGCGCCGGCAUAUGCGCGUACACACAGGUCAGAAGCCCUAUGGGUGUCGCUACUGUGACCGCCGCUUCUCGGACUUUGGCAGCAGCAAAAAGCACGAGCGCAUCCACACCGGCGAGCGUCCGUAUGUGUGCGAGGUGUGCCAUAAGGGCUUUGCCUACGCCCACGUGCUGACCGUGCAUCGGCGCACACACACUGGCAAGAAGCAGUUCCAGUGUACGCAGUGCGACAAGGGAUUCACCAAAAAGAGCUACCUGGCCACCCACCUGGACCAGCACAACGGCGCCACUACGGCCGCACCAACAGCCAAGCGUCCGGCCGGCCGCAAGCUGCAAAAGAGCCAUGUCCCGGAGACACUGUCUAUCGGCCAGUUGAUGCUUGGGGCCGAGCCGACCAAGGUGCUGGAGGAAUGUAUUGUCACCCACGAUUUCAUGUUCAAUGAGGAGGACGAUGCCGACGUGCACGAUCUGGAGGCUGCCGGCGAAAAAGAGGCAAUGGAGCUGGACGAUGCAGAUCCAGAACCGGAGAACGAUGACUUCGACGAUGUCGAUGUCGAUGUCGAUGUCGAGGUCGAUGUCGAUGUCUAUCACCAGAGCGUGCGUUCCGUCAAGGAUGACCCCUAUGCGCUUGUCGGAGAUCUGCUGGACUCCGAGGAGUUUGCUGACGAUUCCAAAUAUUUGAUUGACUAGUAUUAGUAUACGGCCUCGAUCCCACCCCGCCCACUCUCACCCUAGUCGUUUUGAGGUAGUGGAAGGAGUAGUGAAUGCGAAUGCGAAUGAUGGAGAUUUCUCUGUAGCAGCAGCUGUAUAAACGCCAGCCCAAACUUUAUGCCACAUGAAGAAUGGAGAUUAUGUGCCACGGCAUCCAAUUUUGGGGUGCCGCGUCAGCGGCGGAGAAAAACAACUGUGCAAACCUAGAAGAGUGGCUGCCGUAGGCACCCCAGCAGUAAGAUUAUGUGGUAGCAAUCAUCUCUAUCUAUUGUAGUUUUAUUACAUUCUCACAUUCACAUUUUAACAUUCAGCGUAUAUUUGCUAUAAGUAUAAGAGAAGAGAAGACGUACGGGGCAGGGGUCUCCGUGCCGGAGAUAGGUUAAUUGUUCUAGAAUAGUAGUAUAGUUGCUAUGCUCGCCGUAGCCGCCCUCCACUGUAGUACCGCGCUGAGAUGGCACAAAACUGAAGGUUUUGGCCACGUUCUUGAACCGGUUUGAAUGUGUCCGUGGUUUGUUUUUGUUUUUGUUUCAUGCUGCGGCUCUGCUGUGUCGCCUGUGGCGGCGGGGUCAACGCCACAAGUUAUGGAACGAUACUUUUAGUUAUUUGUUAGGCUAA